UCCAGCAGAGCAAAGAGAGAGAACAGUGUUUUUUUUCUCUCUUUCUUCUUCCUCUGUGAGAGCUUUUGUGAGUCGGUGUGGGCCACAGUGACGGUUCAAGUGGCAGGCGGCGUCGGUGUAGCUCGGCGAACUUUUUUUCGGUCCACGGCUUUAAUAUUACGAGUUACUCGAGUUAAAAAAAAAAGUCUUCAACGCCAUCAAUACCUCCACCACCUCCACCAUGCUGCGGCGAAAACCCUCCAACGCCUCGGAGAAGGAGAAGGAGCCUGGGCAGAAGAAGAAGCUGACACUGCAGCGGUCCAGCAGCUUCAAAGACUUCAUGAAGCCCAAGCCGACCUCACCCGUGGUUAACACUGAGUUUACACUGGAGGAAACUGUGCCGGAGGGAGCCGUCCAGGAGGACAGUGGGAAGAACAGCGGGAAGCUGGGGAAGAAAUGGCGGAGCGUCAUCUCUCGCACCAUGACCCGCAAAACCUCCAAGAUGGUUCAGAAAGCUCUCACAGAGGAGGGGAUUGAGAGUGGUGAAGAUGGCUCCAUGUCCCCCAUGUCUCCGUAUGAUGGAUGGACUCCAGACCUGAUAGCUGGGAACAGGACGUCUGUUUGCUCCAACAGCUCAGAGGACACCAUGCACUCGCCGCUGUCCCGCCAGCUCUCAGGAUGCGGGGACAGGCAGAGUCUGGACAGUGGUUUCAGUCAGAGGGACAGUAUGGAGAGUCCUUACACCGGACCGUUCUGCGGCCGAGCCGAGGUCCACACCGACUUCACCCCCAGCCCUUACGACAUCGACUCUCUCAAACUGCAGAAAGGAGAUAUCAUCCAGAUCAUUGAGAAAUCACAAGUUGGCAACUGGACAGGUAAACUCAAUAACAAGGUGGGCUCCUUCAAGUUCAUCUACGUCACCAUCCUGCCCGAGGAGGAAACGGCGCCUAAGAGGAAGAGGUGCCAAAGCCAGGGUCACCGAAACAAACCCAAACCCACCAGCCUGGAGGAGGUUCUGGAGAGAACUGGCCUCAUUGACCUUGGUGAUCUUCUCUCCAUGCACGGAUUCCAAACACUGGAGGACUUUUGCUCACUGAAGGAAUCCCACCUGAAUGAGCUCAACAUCACCGACUCUGACCAGCGCACCAGGAUACUGACAGAAGUCGAACUGCUUAAUGACUCUGAGGGAGAGUCUGAUGAAGAACAGGAGAAGCUUGAGGAGAAGGCGGAGAUGCCGCGGGACUCGGGAUGCUACGAGAGCACAGAAAACCUGACCAACGGCCGCGAGGAGGCGGAUACUGAGCCGCGGGGUGAGAGUGAUGUGGAUACGGGCAAAAGGCUGGAGGAGGUUCAGGAAAAGCUGCAGGAACUGACCGUGGAGGACGCGUCCUGAGGACCGGAGCGGGAGGAGUAGUGGAUAACUUCACCCACUGAAGGGUUUAGAACACUCGUCCUGAGCUUGUAGCAACUUUACGCCCAUGUCGACGACUGAACUGCAGUUAAUCGACUUUGGCCAGUCUGAUUUAUGCUCGACUGGAACUCUCUUCUGCAGUAACUGAUAUAAGAGGGUGUAUAAAUAUUGGUUUGUUCUAAAAAGAAACUGAAAACAUGGUUAUUGAUCAUACAGACUUGUUGGCAUAACAUUUAAUAACGUUAUAAGUUGUAUUUUAUGUAUUUUUUGCGUGUGCUUCAUUAAAUAUUUAAAUUGUUUGUUGUAUUGUUUAAAGUGUUUGCAAGACUGUUUUUUUUUUUUUGUGGAGGGCCUUUAUUACUGUAUUAGUACUAUAAUUUGUGAAUUAAUAAUGUCCUCUAAUCCUGAUAGAGGGAGAAAUAUCUUAGUUCUUAACAAGAAACAACAACAAGAAAAAAAUGUCAAUUUGCCAUUUUGACAUUUAACACUGUUAAUUUGCUGUUUAGUUAUUUGACAAAAUCUGGCACAUUUACAUUUACAAAAAAAGAUAUUAAUUAAUGUGUAAUGUCAAAGUGAAAGUCAAUGCUUGUGAUUUGCGUUUAAAGCUGUGUAAAAACUUUUAUACUGUACAAACUGAAAGCACAGCGUCCUUUUCCUGCAACAGACACAUUUUCAUUAUUGUAUUUUUGUAAUUUUUACUUUUUUCUUAAGAACUAUUACAUGAAUUAGUCAAAAAUAUGAACAGAACUGUACAGUGAUGGGUCAGUACUUCAGGAUGGGACAUACUGAUGUUUAAAAACAUUUAUUAUGAGACAAAUCUUUCUACUACAAAAUGUUAUGAUAAACCUAUGAUAACCUUCUAUUUUUAAAUAUGUUUUCUUUACCACGAAUGUACAUUGAUUGACGUAUAUUAUAGGACGUAUUCAUAUGUUUUAUGUAUUUAGAAGACAACGUGUCGCUCACUGAGAGUAGUGUUGAUUGUAGUUCUCUACUUUCUUCUGUGGACGUCUUUUCUUUCUUUGUCUUAUAAAUGUUUAUCCACCAACAUGCAUUGCUGUAUAUAUAUAUAUGGAUACACAGUACAAAUAUGUUAUUCAUGAAGAUGCAUGAUUUUUAUUCUCUAUUCUGUUCUACUGUAUUUUCUGUCCUCUCCUG
Molecule: messenger RNA, 2545 nt
Organism: Astyanax mexicanus (Mexican tetra)
Lineage: Eukaryota; Metazoa; Chordata; Actinopteri; Characiformes; Acestrorhamphidae
Gene: sash3
Product: SAM and SH3 domain containing 3
Exons: 8
Coding region: 221-1372 (383 amino acids)
Molecular function (GO): protein binding
Source: RefSeq, a predicted model, not a curated record